AUGUACAUUCGAUCAGGAAGCCAGCCGGGAUAUACUAAAGUGCAAGAUGGCUACAACGACCGUAACCGCCCAGCCCACGUGGUGCCGUUACGAGCUUUCAACGACGCAGACGAUGCAGAUCUUGUGAGCUGGCUACGCAGUCUGAACGACAUCGACGUAUGGGAUGAGGACGUAGCACAUUCUCCAGAGCAACUGAAUGAAUGGGUCAGACCUGUUGACAGGCUUCUUCGCUAUCUGAUUAUAUUAGUUUGUCCACCCUGCCAGACGUUCGCCAGGGCCCGGGCGGGGACCUCGAGACCUACUACCGUCGUGUCGAGGAUUAGUUGCAUGCUCCAGGUGGAAUAG
This is a messenger RNA of Letharia lupina, 345 nucleotides long. RefSeq lists its product as uncharacterized. Lineage: Eukaryota; Fungi; Ascomycota; Lecanoromycetes; Lecanorales; Parmeliaceae. The record is from RefSeq and is a predicted model, not a curated record. The coding region runs from base 1 to 345 and encodes 114 amino acids. The transcript is spliced from 3 exons.